AUGGCCGCAUUCUUUGCUCAGAGACAGAUGGUCGUCGAAAAGAUGAUGAUGUACUUCGCGGCCGGAAUAUGUGGACUCAUCGCCAUAUUUGUGAUACUUCACUGGACACGAUGGCUCUGUGCCAGGCUGGAACGGUCAAAGAAACCCCUUGGAGUGCUGGGUCGUCCGUUUGUCGCGACCUCCAGAUUUGUGAGGAACCUGUUGGUCCGAAGGCUGCCCGGAUUCAAAUCUGCGGGUCACGGUCUUCUGGUUUUCGGUUAUGUCGCCAUAAACGCGGUUGUUGCAUUUAGCAAUGUGGACAUCUCCCUGCCCAACUUUGCUGCCAGGUUCGGCUGGAUGGCGGAGGCGAACAUAUCCCUCGCAGUAUUUCUGGCCCUGAAAAACACACCUCUGGCUUGCAUCACGGCAUAUAGCUAUGAACGACUCAACUGUCUCCACCAAAUCGUCGGCUACACCAUAUUUGUCUUUAUGGUGUUACAUGCUGCUUUUUAUACCUCCUACUUCAGUUCUCAAGGUCGACUCUUAUCCAUCUAUUCCCAGAGGGGCCAGAUUGCCGCCAUCGUCGCUGGGUUUGCCUUCCUGAGCGUCACCCUCUCGGCCACAUUCGUUCGCCGCAUCUGGUACGAGCUUUUCUACAUAACUCACAUCUCUGGUUGGGUCAUAGGAAUCGUCGCAGUCGGGUUCCAUCAGCCGCAUUUAGCAGAAAAGGCCCUCAUUGUGACGCUGCUCACAUCCAGUAUGUGGUGCCUCGACCGCCUCAUCCGGGCCUCAAAAUUGUUGUACUACAGACAGGAGGCAACCUUGCACCCACUCCCCGACGGGGGCACCAAAAUUGUGAUGAGGAAGGCACCCGCUGGGGCCGAGCCAGGAAAGCACUGUUUUGUCUGGAUUCCGGCGGUUCGCAGGUUUGAGACGCACCCCUUUACGAUUCAUCACGGAUCCCCUGUGGAAUUCACGGUCAAGGCCGAGAACGGGUUCACUCGCGACCUGCAUAAAUACGCGGUGGCUCAUCCCGGCGCAGCCGUCAGGGCAUCCGUUGACGGGCCGUAUGGCACCUUCCCCGAUCCCAUGGAGUUCGACAAGAUCGUGCUCAUCGCCGGGGGUGGAGGAGCCACUUUCACUUUUGGGCUCGCUGCAAAUCUUCUUGAGAGGAUGAACGACGAGUCCCGCAAGUGCCUUGUUUUCGUUUGGGCUGUCAGGGCGCACGAAAAUCUCUUUUGGUUCAGGAAGCAGCUAGAGAUGCUCAGAACUCACGCGCACUCGGCCAAAGCCAAUGUUUCCAUCUACGUCACGAGGGCACCGCCGACAAUUCCCGAGCUUCCCUACGGCCAUGGGCAAAACGACAAUGGCUCGUCCUCUUCCUCCGAAGAUGGCGGGUCGCCACCCUUGUCGCCUGUCGACGCCGAGAAGCAUUCCGCCCGUCUCCCCGCGGCUGCAUCUCGCGGCUGGGGCGCGCUGUCGGAAAAGGACCUGGAAAAGGAAAUGGAACGGGCGAUCGAGACGAGGAUUGAGCUCGCCGACACGUCCAACAAGCGCAACAGCAAGAGCAACAUCAUGUCGUCCCAAGUCUACAGCAGCCAUCCUGUCAAGAUUGGCCGGCCCGAUGUGGCCUCCCUCAUCCGCGACGCGAUCGCCACCACACCCCAGGACCAAAGAGUCCUGGUUGCAGCAUGUGGUCCGAAGGCAAUGAUGCGCGAUGUUCGAAACACGACGGCGAGGCUGAUCGUGGGUGACGGGCCGGCUAUCGAACUACAUUGCGAGGAGUUUGGUUGGUAG
Molecule: messenger RNA, 1776 nt
Organism: Canariomyces notabilis
Lineage: Eukaryota; Fungi; Ascomycota; Sordariomycetes; Sordariales; Chaetomiaceae
Exons: 5
Coding region: 1-1776 (591 amino acids)
Biological process (GO): iron ion transport; copper ion import; intracellular iron ion homeostasis
Cellular component (GO): plasma membrane
Molecular function (GO): ferric-chelate reductase activity
Source: RefSeq, a predicted model, not a curated record